Molecule: messenger RNA, 3896 nt
Organism: Jaculus jaculus (lesser Egyptian jerboa)
Lineage: Eukaryota; Metazoa; Chordata; Mammalia; Rodentia; Dipodidae
Gene: St8sia6
Product: ST8 alpha-N-acetyl-neuraminide alpha-2,8-sialyltransferase 6
Exons: 10
Coding region: 1-2364 (787 amino acids)
Biological process (GO): oligosaccharide metabolic process; N-glycan processing
Molecular function (GO): alpha-N-acetylneuraminate alpha-2,8-sialyltransferase activity
Source: RefSeq, a predicted model, not a curated record
AUGGCCUGGAUGGCCGAGACCACAGUUCAAGACCAGGCGGCGGCGGCCUCUGAGUCGCGCCUCAGUCUACCGAACCGUCGCCGAGUCGCGGGCAGCGGGAGCGUGGGAGCAUCGGGCAGAGCGACUCCACAGUUUGCGAACUUUCCAGCGCUCGCUCUCCUCUCCCAGCCGCCGCGCGCCCCGCGCCCCGCGCCCCGCGCCCCGCCCGCUGCAGAGCGGGGUGUGACCGAGCGGGCUGCGCGGCUCCGGGCGAGCGAAAGUGACCCCGCGCGGCGGCGGCGGCGGCGGCCGGAGCUCGCGGAGGACCGGCGGCGAGGGCGGCGGAUCGUCGUCCUCCGGCCGCCCAGCUUCCCGGCUCCGCUCGGGCCCGGGCAGCCGCCCGCGGGCCGGGAGCGCCGUCUCCGUCUCGGGCCGACGCCGACGCCGUGGCGGGCUGAGGUUCGGGCGGGCGCCCGGGGACGCGGGGCUGUGCGCGGUGGCGGCCGUGGCGGCGGCGGCGGCGGGAGCGGCGAGUCGCGGCCGCUCGGGCUGCGCUUCCCCCGGGCGGCGGCGGCGGCGGUGGCGCCCGUGGCUCCGGAUGCGGCCCGGGGGCGCGCUGCUCGCCCUGCCCGCCAGCCUGCUGCUGCUGCUGCCGCUGCUGCUGCUGCGCCUGCUCCGCUGCCCGCCCGCCGCGCCCGCGCGAGCCAGGUAACCCGCCGCCCUCCCCGGCCCCCCGAGCACCCCCGGGUCCCUGAGCACCCCCGGGACCCCCGAGCGCUCCGGGUCCCCCGAGCACCCCCGCCCCCCUCCCCGGCCCUCCGAGUGCCCGGUCCCCCGAGCGCCCCGCCCCCCUCCCCGGCCCUCCCAGUGCCCGGCCCCCCGAACGCCCCCGCCUCCCUCUUCGGCCCCCCGAGCUCCCCGGGCCCCCGCGCGCCCCCGCCCCGCUCCCCGGCCCCCCCGAGCACCCUCGGGCCCCUGAGCACCCCCGCCCCCCCCCGAGCUCCCCUGGCCCUCGAGGGUCCCGUCCCCCGAGCGCUCGCGGCGGGUGGGGGCGGCGGUCAGAGGGGUUCGCGCGGCCGCGACACUUGGCUCGGUGUCGACGCACGAGAUGGAGAGGAACCCGUCGGGGUCAGCAGGGCUCCCCAGAAAGUCCCUGUUGGGCGGGGGCGGGGCGGGGGCAGUGGACGGGCAGGACCUGCCGUCGGGGUCCCUCUCCGCGUAUCCCGGCUCCCCACUGCGCUCAGUGCUUUCCCUCCCUCCCGGGCCAAGGCUUUAACAAGUGCGAGACUCUUGGCGGAGGAAGGCGGGGAGGACGUCCGCGGCUCCUCCGCAGCUCCGAGGACGCUCAGGAGCCCCGCGACCCUGGCACCGGUCACCAGGAACAGCACAUAUCUGAAUGGGACAUCAUUCCAACUGACAGAGAAAUGCAAAAGGUUACAAUAUGGCUUUAAGUCAUUAUCUGACAAACCAAAACGAUAUUCAGAAAAUGACUACCUUCAGAUUAUCACCACGAUACAGAGCUGUCCAUGGAAACGACAAGUGGAAGAAUAUGAGAAUUUUAGAGCAAAACUGGCUUCCUGUUGUAAUGCGGUUCAAAACUUCGUGAUUUCUCAAAAUAACACUCCAAUUGGAACUAACAUGACUUAUGAAGUGGAAAGUAAAAAACAGAUCCCCAUCAGCGAGAACAUUUUCCAUAUGUUUCCAGUGUCUCAGCCUUUUGUGGACUACCCUUAUAACCAGUGUGCAGUGGUUGGAAAUGGGGGAAUUCUGAACAAGUCCCUUUGUGGAGCUGAAAUUGAUAAAUCUGACUUCGUUUUUAGAUGUAACCUCCCUCCAACCACAGGAAAUGUUAGUAAAGAUGUCGGCAGCAAAACAAACCUUGUGACUGUAAACCCUAGUAUUAUAACACUGAAAUAUGGGAACUUAAAGGAGAAGAAAACAGUGUUUGUGGAGGACAUUGAAACCUAUGGCGAUGCAUUCCUUCUUCUGCCAGCAUUUUCCUUCAGGGCCAACACUGGCAUCUCUUUUAAGGUGUACUACACACUCAAAGAGUCAAAAGCAAGGCAAAAGGUUCUUUUUUUCCAUCCCAAGUACCUGAAACAUCUGGCCCUUUUCUGGAGAACUAAAGGGGUCACUGCAUACCGCUUGUCCACUGGCUUAAUGAUCACCAGCAUCGCGGUGGAGCUGUGUGAAAACGUGAAGCUCUAUGGAUUUUGGCCUUUCUCUAAAACGGUGGAAGACACGCCUGUCAGCCAUCACUACUAUGACAACAGGUUACCUAAGCGUGGAUUCCAUCAGAUGCCCAAAGAAUAUAGCCAAAUCCUCCAGCUUCAUGUGAAAGGAAUUCUCAAACUACAGUUUAGCAAAUGUGAAAUAGAUUCUUAAAUUCUUAAGUGAGAAUAAUUUUAAUAUAGUAUAGUAGAUGAGUAAUGAUGGUUCUAACUGUUAAAGGAGAUGGGUAUAGAGCAUUGUGGAAAUAGAGUGUCAUAUAGGAGAGCUUCAGAAGUUACUUAGACCAAAAAUCCACACUAACUGUAAUUUCUACAAGUCACUCAGACACUCCAACCUUCAAUCACUUUUCCUGAAAGAGGAUCAUGGCAUCAGAAACAUACAAGUCAAAUGAGAUUAUUUGUUACAAAAUAGUUAUAGACUUUAGAGGGAGGUAAGGACUCAUUGAAAUUUCCUUGUUUAUACUUAAUGCAGCCAUUUCCACUCUCACCAGAUGACAGUAAAAGGCACAAUGUCCUGAGGACCAUUUCUGAAGAGAAUAGCUGAACCACCACUAUUCAUUGGCAUUCUCACCCACAGAUUCUUUAUUAAUAAUAUCCCUCACAUUGUUUUUCCUCUCUCAAGAGUACACAGAAGAAAAUUGUCAAACAAGAAGUUCUUGAUUCUUCAGAAAUGAAAUUCUUCUUCUCACAUUCCAGUGAGCUUGCUUCUGAUUAAAUUAGCUCGAUUUGGGGCAUUUCUUACUUUUAUCUACAUUUGAAUCAUUUUUAUCACUUGAUAUUAAUUUCCUGCUUCAAGGUCGUACUUUUUCCCCUCUCAUUGGUAGCAUCUUCAAGAACAUGAAUAGUUUGCAAUAUCCAGUGUCUCUUACCUAAUGUCUUGUCUAUAGGGUCUCACUCAAUUUAUAUUUUUUAAACUGUUAAAUAGCUAUUAUUUCAUGCCAGGUUGUAGACCAGGAUCUGUGGGAAAAUGUAAAGAUGACUACAUCUGGGAGGAAGAAGCAGGUGUGCACGUCACUGAUUGGUAUGGUAUAAUGAGUGACAUAAUGACAAGCUAUGAGUAUCGUGUUGGAAGGAUCAGAGACAGGAAUAAUUAAUCUAUUUUAGUGGGAUAUAUUUUUAAUAUGCCUAUUUCAUAGGAGAGGUAAUUAAAACUAGAAAACAAAUAGGUUUUAUCAAAUAAAGAAGAUUGUCAGUAGGGGAAAGAUAGCAUGCAAAGCUGUUCUCUUGAUUCUAAUUCAUCAAAAUAGGUAUAUUGGAUUCAAAUUCAUCAAAAUAAGUAUCUUGGAAAGUAGUCAUGGGAUUUGUCCUAAAAUUGCCAAAUGUUGAGAGAAAAUAGGGAUGGCUGCUUAUGCUUUCAUCUGUAAAAUGGGAGCAAUGCUUACAGCUACUGAAAGGUUUUUUUUAAUUUGAAUAAACAACCAUAUGUAUACAUCCCUUCUAAUCCCAGUACUUGUGUGAAAAGGCUGGAAUAGGAGAUCAGGGAAACAUGCCAAGAUAAUUACACAUAUUGCUUUUUAACUGAGCCAAGUUAUUGUUUGACAAAUGCCCUCUGUAACACUGCUGUAAUUAUUUACUUUCAGGUAGGACAUCUUUACUUUGUAGGUGACAUUUGUGAUGCUGUUUUGAGUUUAUAUUUUCAUUUGCACUUUCAACAAAUCAAACUUACUAGCCUUAUAAAUUGAUAAA